Messenger RNA from Knipowitschia caucasica, 972 nucleotides. NCBI's taxonomy places the organism in Eukaryota, Metazoa, Chordata, Actinopteri, Gobiiformes, Gobiidae. The record is from the annotation of a GenBank genome assembly.
AUGGACUUGCAGAGGAAUGGAAAAGCCAGCGUGGCGGUGGGGAGGUGGCCCAGUCUGCUCAGCCUCACCUGCCCCAGGAGCUCCGGCAGUGACCUGUCCCUGUCCAGCGGCUGCAGCGAGUACUCCUCUGGCUCUCACACCUGGGCUGAGGGCCGUGGAUUAUCCAAGCAGUGUGGUGGAGGUCGAGACAAGCGUAUGAGCAGUGGAUCCUUCUCCAGCAAUCACUCUGCUCCCAUUGAACCAACAGAGAUCGGCUGGAAAGAAGGCCACAUCCUAAAAGGACUGAAGCGUCUUCAAAUGUGUCCCAAAGAGGCUUCCUUACUUCCAUCCGCACCACAAUGCAAGGACUGUAUGACUUCAAACGAAGGGAUAUACUCUUUUGGGAUCAACGAAAGAUUGCAAAGUCUAAAACUACAGCGAGAGCAAGCCAGACGACUGCAGAUCGAACAGCAGUUUUCGAGCGCUUUCGGAGAGCCCGUGUCGGAGGAAGAGCCGGAGAGACAGAGCACAAUCACCACUAUUGAAGAGAAGGUUAUGAUCGGUAUUGAGGAAAAUCUGCACAAGUCGCAGGAGCAAGACAGGACGACGGAAGUGAAGCCCAAAUCAGGGUCAAGUUUGGCAAAUUGGUUUGGGUUUAGAAAGAGCAAAUUGCCGGCGCCGAGUAAAAAGACGGAUGCACCGAAAGUGAAGGAGGAAAAGAGAGAGCAGAAGAUCACGUCGCUGCUGGGAGGAAAACAGACCAAAGCUGAAAAGAAGAGAGAGAGGAGGAAAAGUGAAGGAAAAGAAAUCUCUGAUACAAGAAGAGAGCCCCAUGAUGCAGUGCGGUCUUGUAUCUCAAUGCCAUGUCCUGGAAUGUCCCUGACUGACCUACAAGGACACGCAGACGCCGCUGGAGACGCAAAGGUAAACGGACAGAGGAAUGUGCUGGUUAAAGCCCGCAGGAUUUGGGAAUUGAUUGGUAGUAAUUUCUAA